UCCUCAGAUAUCAAAACAAGCCCAGAGAGCAGAAGCAGAAGGCCAUUUAAAAGAUCUCAGGCCUUUUAGUGUCUCGACCAACAGACUUCUAAGAAGCUAGUGUGAAGGCACAAUCAGCUUCAUGUCUAGAAGGAGUCUGAUGUAUAAUCCAAGCUCUCUGCGCCCUUUAGAGCAGGAAAGGCACCAGAUGAGACGGGCUGCCCCAGUUCUCAGUGGCCACCUGCUCAGGAAAGAAGCCUGGGACAGGGGGACGUCUUCGAGGCAGACCGUAGGAAACCCUCCGAUGGUGUGCCAGGACCCUGUUGUCCAAAAUGCCCUGUACACCGGAAACGUACAAGCCGUGAAAGAGAUCUUCUCAAAAGGCUUUCCUUCGGACCUGGUCAUCCAGCCUCAAGGAGGAGCCAUGCGCUGGAGAGCAAAUGGAAAAGUGAAAGGACUGUGGUCAUUGACGUAUGAACAAGAGCUGACCACGCCGCUGCACAUCACCGCCGGCCGGGGCUUCAGCGAAUGUCUGCGGCAUCUCCUGAUGCGGGGCGCUCGAGUGGACCUGGCACCUGGGGGCACCACUGCCCUGCAUGAGGCCUGUGAGGAGUGCCAGCCCGAGUGUGUCAAGCUGUUGCUGCAGUACGGAGCCAAUCCCAACGCAACCAACGAAGACGGCCAGAUGCCCCUGCACGUGUGCACUGAACUCGAUUCACUCGAGUGUGUCAAGCAUCUACUAGCAUUUGGUGCUUUGAUCAGCGGCCAGAGCUUGGAUGAUAACGACACACCCCUUCAUGUGGCGGCCCGCCAUGGCCUUCCCGAUCACAUGGAGCUGUACUUACGACACGGAGCUGCUCUUAACCUACAAAAUGACGAAGGAAACACCCCUCUAAACGCCGCCUGCUCCCAGCCUCAGGACUGCGCGUCUCUGGAGCGCUACAGCCGCGUUUGCCGCAUGCUGGUGUCUGCUGGAGCCGAUAUACACAUCAGUGACGCGGACAAACAGACUCCACUGCACAUGGCGUGUAAGAACGUCAACCCUGACGUGGUGGAUCUGCUGCUGAAGUAUAAAGCCUUGGUCAACGAAAUGGAUUACGGAGGCGACGCACCGAUGCAUAACAUCCUGAAGGUGGUGGCCUACAAGACGGAGCAUGAGCCUGAGAGGAUCGUACAGGCUCUUCUCAAUUACGGAUCCAUCAGGGUGUGGCCUGGAGCUCUGCCCAAGGUGUUGAAAUAUUGCUGCACAUCUCCAAGAACAAUAGAAGUGCUCCUCAACGCAUACGACCGCCUCAAAAUCACCGAAGCCUGGGUAGAAUCUGUAUCUCCCGAGAUCUUUCAGAAACACCGGGAAUUCUACGAAUCCCUGUUUGCGCUGAUGCAGACUCCUCGAUCUCUACAACAUGUGGCUCGUCACAGACUGCGAACGUUUCUGGAAGGUCGCUUGCACAACGUUGUCCCUAAACUGGGUCUACCAACCUUUCUUAAAAACUACCUAAUGCUGUCAUUCAGAGACUAUAUGCACUGACAGAGACCACAGACAGUGCAAGCAUGCAGUAAAUGAGUUUUGUACUAUAACGUCCCUGAGUUUUGUUUUAUUCUGUGUGAUUCUAAAUGGUUUGUGUUGGAAAGCAGCUGUCCUGUCUGAAACGGUCAGGUGAAAAUCUGCUAGGGAAUCAUUAAAUUGAAGGUAAUGCUCAUAAGGCAAAUCUGCGAGUGCGAUAUUUGAUGUAAAAAAAUGUGUUUUAUCAUUACUGGUAUCUAUCCUAAUGCAUUAGAUAAGAGGAUAAAUGGAUGUUUAUGAAGAAUAAAACAGGUAGAGGAUGCAGAAGGUCUGUGUGUGAAGUUGAGACAUUAACCACCACACUGAGGCGCCAUGGAGCUCAAGUGGAAUCUGAAUUCUUCAAAGUUCUCAAAUCUCUGAUAGGAUUCCAUGCUAAAUUGAAUUUAAACUGAACAUUCUGAACGCUUUGAUGUUUUCAUUUUCGUUUAAAAUAAAUGUUUAAAAUGUAUUUUUACUGAUGUAACCAAUUACUUUUAGCUAAUUUACCUAAUAAUCCAUACAUUCAAAUCGUACUACAAAAGUGUUUUCCAGUAAAUAUGUUCUAGGUUAUAUAAAAAAGCAUUUUUUCAGAAAGGCAAGGUUAGAUUAUUUUCUUUCGGUUUAUCCAAUUGUCAAAUUGGGCUUGGUUUGAAUAAUUAGACGAGGUUUUCCUCGUUUACGUCAUAUUUUAUAUUUAAAGAGGAUAAAAGAGAAAGCUUGCUGAAACAUUACAGCUGAGCGAUUUGAUUUUUACAUCGCAAAUCCAUUGUCUCUGUUAAUGAAUGCUGAUUUAGGCGUAGAAGACAAUUUAGAUAAUGAGCGUGAUUUAUAUGGAUUAUAAUGAAAACCACAGAUUACGUUAUUUUCAAACUGUUAAGGUCUACAAGUGUGCAUCACGUCCAUUUUUGGCCAAGUCUGAGAGACAUCCUCUAGCCAUUCUGAGACAUGUGGACGGUUUAUGUGAUUAUAAUUAUGUUAUGAAGAAGCAUGCACUUGAAUGGUAACCAGAAGAAAAGGCGGAGCGCAAAAUGAUGGGGACAAUGAGAGGGCCUCAUGUGUUUAAUGAUCCUGUCAUCUUGACCCAUUACAAAACACCAACAAUGCAAUGGGCAUUUGAGUAAAAGGGUUUACCAGAACAAAUUAUGAAUAAUAAUAAUAAUAAUAAUUUUGGUUUAACUGUAUUGACAUAUCCAUUAAUUGUGAUGCUUAUUAUUAUUAUCAGGUUGGAUGCUGACAAGGUGACACUUUUGAUAAUUUACUGCUCUUUAAAAAUAAAAACGUGAUUCAAAA
Puntigrus tetrazona (Sumatra barb) is the source of this 2812-nucleotide messenger RNA. RefSeq names its product ankyrin repeat and SOCS box containing 10 (gene asb10). Gene Ontology annotation, cellular component: nucleus; cytoplasm. Gene Ontology annotation, molecular function: protein binding. Bases 122 to 1507 code for a protein of 461 amino acids. Gene Ontology annotation, biological process: intracellular signal transduction. The transcript is spliced from 5 exons. The record is from RefSeq and is a predicted model, not a curated record. NCBI's taxonomy places the organism in Eukaryota, Metazoa, Chordata, Actinopteri, Cypriniformes, Cyprinidae.